Molecule: messenger RNA, 465 nt
Organism: Aspergillus terreus NIH2624
Lineage: Eukaryota; Fungi; Ascomycota; Eurotiomycetes; Eurotiales; Aspergillaceae
Product: phosphoglycerate mutase family protein
Exons: 2
Coding region: 1-465 (154 amino acids)
Cellular component (GO): cytoplasm
Molecular function (GO): phosphatase activity
Source: RefSeq, a predicted model, not a curated record
AUGGCCUCGAAGGUCCAUCUCGUCCGCCACGCAGAAUCGGUCCACAAUGUCACUCAUGACUUCUCUCAGUUGGAUCCCGAGUUGACCCCUCUUGGCCUUCAGCAGGCCACAGGGCUCGGCCAGCUAUUCGCCUCCGCCCCUCAGGUGGGGGUUAUCAUUACCUCUCCACUCAAACGAGCUGUCCAAACCACCCUCACUGCUUUCCCACACAUCCUUGAUAAACGGUAUUUCGACCCAGAGUCUGGGCACGGAGUGGAGAAUGGCGCAGUCCUUUUCUUGGACCCGGAUUUACAAGAGAGAAGUGCUCUUCCCUGUGAUACCGGGUCCCCAACUGCGGUCCUGGAAGCGGCUUUCCCGAGACUAGGUUUCCAGGAUUUGGCUGAGGGUUGGCAAGUGAAAGAGGACCUCUAUUCUCCCGCCGACGAAGCUGUGGAGGAGCGGGCACGGAGGUUAUCCGAAACAUAG